This is a messenger RNA of Centropristis striata (black sea bass), 1167 nucleotides long. RefSeq names its product probable thiopurine S-methyltransferase. The record is from RefSeq and is a predicted model, not a curated record. Lineage: Eukaryota; Metazoa; Chordata; Actinopteri; Perciformes; Serranidae. Gene Ontology annotation, molecular function: thiopurine S-methyltransferase activity. The transcript is spliced from 9 exons. The coding region runs from base 235 to 1026 and encodes 263 amino acids.
CUGGCCACUUUCGGAACUAGAGUUGUCAAACCAACCAGCAGCAGUGAGGCGGAAGGGUUGCCUAACAGACUGUACGUACACUGAAAUAAACACGCACUGAUUGUUACCAAACGGGCUGCAUGAUCAACGCUAUCGCCGCUGAGUUGCUCAACAAAUAUUAGCUCUCUUCAUUCAGAAAAGGUACACUCUUGGUCAGAAUCUUAUUUAUACAGUUUAUGCUCUGAUGUGACAAACAUGUUGUAUUCAGGGUUUAUUUUAAAGGUGCUAUGGUUGGUUUUAUGCCAGGCUGCUGUAAGUAGUCGGGGUCAGGCAAACAUAACCAGCAUGCUGGCACCGCAGGCGGACCGGGUCAUGGCACUUGGAGAAUGGGAGGAACGCUGGCAGGAGGACAGAAUUGGUUUCCAUCAGUCUUCUGUUCACAAGAUGCUGGAGAACAACAUUGAUAAAGUUCUUGCUGGACGGACAGGAGUUAGAUUCUUCUUCCCUCUCUGUGGAAAAGCUGUAGAUAUGAAGUGGCUAGCAGACAUGGGCCACUCAGUGGUCGGGGUGGAGAUAUCUGAAAAGGCUAUAAAACAGUUCUUUGAGGAGAACAACAUGACGUACAGCGAGGAGCCUGUCCCUGCCAUACCUGGAGCAAAGGUUUACAAGAGCUCAGAGAGAAAUAUCUCCCUGUAUCAAUGUGACUUGUUCAACUUCUCCAGUUCAAUUGAUGGUGAUUUCGGGGCAAUUUGGGACAGAGGAUCUCUAGUGGCCAUCAACCCAAGAGACAGAGAAAAGUAUGCUACUCUCAUCAUUUCUCUGAUGGCCAAGGACUGCAGAUACCUUUUGGACACUUUGUUGUACAAUCCUGAACUAUAUCAAGGUCCUCCCUUUUUGGUGCCCGACGACCAAGUAAACAGCCUGUUUGGGAACAGCUGUGAUAUAGAACAGCUGCAGUCGCUGGACGCCCUGACAGAAAGACAUCGAGGAUGGGGGCUGGACUACCUGACUGAGAACAUACACCUCAUCACUCCAAAGAGCAUUUAAAAUCUAACUUUCAGGUUUUUAUAGAGAGCUUAUAAAGCAGAUCCUGUCCAUUUUCUAUUGCAAACAUGCAGUUUUUUUAAGGCUUAGACAUCUUUUAAAUACUGCUACAUUCCUGGAGGAAAUGAAGGUGCAUAGAAAUAC